AUGCGGAAUACGCAGCAAGGAGGGUGGCGUGAUGCGCUCCGUGUGAACAUUGCUGUGGCGCUGGCACUGCUGCUGUAUGAGAUGUUUGCAGUGAUGGAAUUUAUCAGGCAGAUGAUGGAGGACGAACGAAUUCGCAUCGAAAUACUUUCGCAGUGCAUGGUUGCAUGUGGCACGAUAUGCUUCGUUGCUCUGUGCGCUGGAGAAGGAGGUUGUGCUUGA
Messenger RNA from Gongylonema pulchrum, 219 nucleotides. The record is from the annotation of a GenBank genome assembly. Lineage: Eukaryota; Metazoa; Nematoda; Chromadorea; Rhabditida; Gongylonematidae.